AUGACCGUCCCCGAGAACACCCACGCACCCACGCACUACGGCGACUGGCGCGACGACUUCUACCGCCAGGGCUACGUGGUCCUGAAGGGGGUCAUCCCGCGCGAGAAAGCGGCAUACUACCGGCAAAAGGAACUGGACUGGCUGCAAUCCUUCAACCUGGGACUGGACCUGAACGACCCGACGACCUGGACCGCGGAGCACCUCCCGCAGAGCUUCAAGGCGGGGAUGUACCUGAACUACUGCGCGGCGCACGAGCGCUACGUGUGGGAGGCCCGCCAGGAGCCCGCCAUCCUGGACGCGUUCGCCCAGAUCUGGGGCACGGAGGAGCUGCUGGUCUCGUUCGACACGAUCAACGUGACCUUCCCCGGCCGGACGGACGUGACCUGGGCGCCGUGGCCGCACGUGGACCAGGCGCCCGAGCGGCCGGGGCUGUCGUGCGUGCAGGGAUUCCUCAACCUGAGCGAGGCGGGGCCCAAGGACGGCGGCCUGCUGCUGAUGGAGGGGUCGUCGGCGCACUUCGACGAGUUCUUCGCGCUGAACCCGCCCGACCGCUCGCAGGGCAUCGGCGCCAAGCACUACGACUUCUACCCCUUUCGCGAGGAGCACGUGCGCUGGUACGAGCAGGAAAAGGGCUGUAGGCUCGUCAAGGUGUGCGCCGAGCCCGGCGAUUUGAUCCUCUGGGACUCGCGGUCCAUGCACUACGCCGCGUUCCCGGAGCCGGAGAGCCAGACGAUCCGGACUAUUAUCUAUGUCUGCUAUACGCCGGCGGCGCUGGCGACGGAGGAGGAUCGCCAGAAGAAGGCGGAGCUGUUCCGGCGGUGGGAGACGACCACCCACUGGCCGCACUGCAACAUCCAUGGCCAUGGGAAGGCGAAGAUUGGCGAUGAGGUGGACCCGAACGAGCGCGAUGAGCCGCUGGAAAAGCCCGUAUUGAAUGACCGGUUGUUGAAGCUGGCUGGUGUAAAGACUUAUUGA
Molecule: messenger RNA, 975 nt
Organism: Aspergillus japonicus CBS 114.51
Lineage: Eukaryota; Fungi; Ascomycota; Eurotiomycetes; Eurotiales; Aspergillaceae
Product: phytanoyl-CoA dioxygenase family protein
Exons: 1
Coding region: 1-975 (324 amino acids)
Source: RefSeq, a predicted model, not a curated record